This is a messenger RNA of Dissoconium aciculare CBS 342.82, 4764 nucleotides long. Its product is annotated as SNF2 family DNA-dependent chromodomain-containing ATPase. The transcript is spliced from 5 exons. Gene Ontology annotation, cellular component: nucleus; chromatin. The record is from RefSeq and is a predicted model, not a curated record. Bases 1 to 4764 code for a protein of 1587 amino acids. NCBI's taxonomy places the organism in Eukaryota, Fungi, Ascomycota, Dothideomycetes, Mycosphaerellales, Dissoconiaceae. Gene Ontology annotation, molecular function: DNA binding; histone binding; ATP hydrolysis activity. Gene Ontology annotation, biological process: regulation of transcription by RNA polymerase II; nucleosome organization.
AUGUCAAUGGCCUUAGAAGACCCACCUCGCCUUGAUCAUGACGAACCACAAUCACCUGAACCGCUACAGCGGAGUGAAAGCGAGCUUUCCGACGUCAAUGAUAUCCCUACCACUUCGCAUCACACAGCUACACAGCUAGACGAGCCAAUUUCAGACAAUGAUGCCAUGCAUGACAUGGCCACAUCAGAUCUCGACGCAGACGCAGACGCGGAUGCAAAUGAAGGAGGAGAUGAUGAUUUUGAAGAAGACGGGGAUGUCUCUGUUCAGGAUAAUGUGUUGGCACGUGAUGUGUCUUCGUCAGAGGCCGGAUCAUCAUCAGGGAAGCGCAAAGUCGAGGAUGUUGACGAUGAGGAAUACAUGAAGCAAAACCCAGAGCUGUACGGUCUACGGCGGAGUGGAAGGGCACGACCUACUCGCCGCGUGAUCGAUAGCUCAGACGAGGAAGAAGAGGACGAUGAUGACGACGUCGUAUACAACAACAGCCGGCGGAAGCGCCAAAGGACUAUGCCGAAUGGGUCAUGUUCGUCAUUCUUAAAUUCAUCGCUGUCACGCAGUCGUACAGAUCGCUUACCUUUAGCAGCAUCGGCCCGCAUUGACAGAGACGACGCCGUCCGAGUAGAGUCCGCCGCAUCGGAGUCGGAAGAGGAUGACACGUAUGGUGGACAACGUGGUCGCACAUUCGCCAAAAAGCACAGGCAAAAGCUCCACGCGUCAGCCUCGGGGAGUGGCACGCCACAGCUCGGCGAGGUCCGCUUCUCGACACGCCGAGCUGCCAAGAUCGCGAAUUACAACGAGGACGAUGAUUACGGCUUCAGCGAAGAGGACGACUCAGAGAACGUAACACCAAACUACUACACACAAGUACAGGAUGAGUCGACAGGCAUAGACCAAGUGCUCAGCCACCGGUUAAAAGACGACGUGACGGACCCGAGUGAUCCGGACAAACACGAUUAUGAGUUUUACAUUAAAUGGCAAGGGCAAGCUCACUACCACGCAACAUGGCACCCCUGGUCUGAGCUAUCGUCAUAUCGAGGCUUUCGCAGACUGGAAAAUUACUUUCGCAAAGUGGUCAAGGUCGAACUCAGCCUGUUGCACGAUCCCGAGGUCCCUCCAGAGGAUAGAGAACGCUGGAAUCUGGACCGCGAAGCGUACCUUGAUUCACUGAACGACUACAAACAGGUUGAGCGAGUCAUCGGCGCACGAGAUGGCGUGACAGGAACCGAGUAUUAUGUCAAGUGGAAGGGCUUGUUCUACGACUCAUGUACGUGGGAGUCUGAGGAGCUCGUGGGCGCCGAAGCCCAGAUUCAGAUCGAUCGCUACCUUGAUCGAUCGGCGAAGCUGCCCGUGUCUGAUAGGACCGAGAGCAACGUCAACAGUCGUGCCGAAUACAAGCCGUUCAGGACCCAGCCUUCAUAUAUCAAAGGAGGUAUUCUUCGAGAAUUUCAGAUGCGCGGACUGAACUUCUUGGCCCAUCAUUGGUGCAAAGGAAACAAUGUCAUUCUUGCCGACGAGAUGGGUUUGGGGAAGACAGUUCAGACCGUUUCUUUCAUGAAUUGGUUGAGACAUGACCGCCGACAAAAUGGACCCUUCAUCGUCGUGGUGCCUCUAUCUACCAUGCCCGCCUGGGCGGACACCUUCAACAACUGGACUCCAGACCUCAACUACGUCGUAUACAACGGCAAUGAAGCAUCUCGAAAGAUCAUCCGCGAAUAUGAGCUCUUUGUCGACGGGAACCCCAAGAAGAUCAAAUUCAAUGUGCUGCUGACCACUUACGAAUACAUUUUGGUGGACUCAAGUAUUCUAUCGCAACUGAAAUGGCAAUUCAUGGCAGUUGAUGAAGCGCAUCGCCUGAAAAAUCGUGAGUCGCAGCUCUAUGCUAAGCUGAUCGACUUUGGAGCCCCGAGCAGGCUGCUCAUUACCGGUACCCCCAUGCAAAAUACACUCAGCGAGCUGUCAGCCUUGAUGGACUUUUUGAUGCCGGGCAAAAUUCAUGUUGAAGAAGACAUCGACCUCACCUCUGAGCAUGCAAGCAGGAAACUCGCCGAACUCACAGACGCAAUCUCGCCUUACAUGAUUCGCCGCACGAAGCAGAAAGUGGAACAUGAUCUACCACCAAAGACGGAGAAAAUCAUUCGAGUUGAGCUUUCUGAUGUGCAGCUGGAAUAUUACAAGAACAUUCUCACCCGCAACUACGCCGCGCUCAAUGCCGGUUCAAAGUCUGGCAAAACAUCUUUGCUCAACAUCAUGAUGGAGUUGAAGAAGGCUAGCAAUCACCCAUUCAUGUUCCCGAACGCCGAGGAUCGUAUCCUGGCAGGUAGCGACAGCCGCGAGGACCAACUCAAGGGCCUCAUCACGUCCAGCGGGAAAAUGAUGCUCCUUGAUCAGCUGCUGACAAAGAUGAAGAAGGACGGCCAUCGUGUGCUGAUCUUCAGCCAGAUGGUUAAGAUGCUUGAUAUUCUGGGCGACUACCUUCAGCUUCGUGGUCAUCAAUUUCAAAGACUUGAUGGCACCAUUGCUGCCGGUCCGCGACGUAUGGCAAUUGAUCAUUUCAAUGCUCCAGGAAGUCAAGACUUUUGUUUCCUGCUAUCCACCCGUGCUGGAGGACUGGGUAUUAACCUUAUGACCGCUGACACCGUCAUUCUUUUCGACUCUGACUGGAAUCCUCAAGCUGACUUGCAAGCUAUGGCGCGAGCGCAUCGAAUCGGACAGAAAAACCCAGUCACGAUCUAUCGUCUUGUGUCCAAAGACACCGUCGAAGAGGAAGUGCUCGAGCGAGCGCGGAACAAGCUGAUGCUGGAGUUCAUUACGAUUCAGCGUGGUGUCACCGAUAAGGAUGCUCGAGAACUUGGCGACCGCAUGGCACGAAUCGGCGCCAGCACUGCCGAGCCGACCUCAUCGGACGACAUAUCACGUAUCCUCAAGCGUCGCGGACAGAAGAUGUUUGAACAGACCGGUAAUCAGCGCAAGCUUGAAGAGCUCGAUAUCGACGCUGUCCUCGAGAAUGCAGAGGAGCACCAAACCGAACAGCCCGAAGGCAUGACAACUGACGGUGGCGAGGAGUUCUUGCGGAGCUUUGAAUACACCGAUGUCAAAAUUGACCUUGAAUGGGAUGAUAUCAUUCCCAAAGAUCAACUUGAAAAGAUCAAGGCCGAAGAGCGCAAAAAGCAAGAAGCUGAGUACUUGGCUUCGGUUGUUGAAGAAAAUCAGCCUCGGAAGAGAAAAGCUGUUGGCGAAGAUGGAAGAGAGCAACGCGCAGCCAAGAAGAGAGCUCGAGAGUUGACAGAAGCUGCUGCUGAAGACGUAUCUGACGACGAUGAUUCUGAUCAAGGAAGCGAUCCAAAACGUCCACUUGGAGAGAAGGAAUGCCGCCAUCUCGUGCGUGCUUACGAACGAUACGGAGCAAUUGAGGAAAAGGAAGAGGAAAUUCUGCGCGAAGCUCGCCUCCUCGGACGAGACGUGGACGUGGUUAAGAAUACCCUAAAAGAAAUCAUUGAUACGGCCAUCAGGCUACAAAAGGAGCAUGCUGAUCAGCUCGCAGAGCUCGAGCGCUCGACUAAUAAACCAGUCACGAAGAAAGAGAAGAAAGCCGUCUUGUUCGACUUUCGAGGGGUGAAGCGCCUCAAUGCUUCGACACUUACUGAGCGGCCUGAAGAAAUGCGCAUGAUUCGCAAUUGCGUGGACCAGAUGUCUGACUGGAGAAACUUUCGCGUGCCCGAGGCAUCAAAGCCCGCUGCUUACACUGCCGAAUGGGGAGCAAAAGAAGAUGGCAUGCUUUGUGUUGGACUUGCCCGUCACGGCUACGGUGCGUGGGUGCCGAUCCGGGAAGAUCUGGAGCUAGGUCUGCAUGACAAGUUCUAUCUGGAGGAGCACAGGAUUGGCGCUAAAGAGGAACGUAUCAAGGGUGGUGAGGAAAGCAAACAGGCAAAGUCACCGGGCGCGGUACAUCUAGUCCGGCGUGCCAACUAUCUUCUGAGCGUCCUCAAGGACAAGAUCAGCAAUGGGACGAAUGUGGCUGCCAAGAAGGCUAUUGAGAACCAUCAUCGCAACAACAGGAAACACAUGGGUCAAUUUCAUGGCCGAUUUGGCACACCCAAUUCUGGAAGUCCAGGUCCUCAAGGCCGGAGAAUGGACGGCAGAGGACACCAUCACUCUGAAAGUCGUGGAAGCAUUGACCGCCGAGGUACAUAUGGCUCGCCGAACGGCCAUCAUCGCGACAAUGACCGCCCAAAGAUGCGUGCAACGGACGAGCACCGGCCCCGGCACAGCCGAAAUGACAGUUCAUCUGCCAACAAGAACGGCGUUCACAGGCCUCGCUCCACAUCUGAAGAUCCUCUGCGGCGGAUAUUCGAUCCCAUUAUCAGCAACCUUAUCAAGGUGUCAGGCGCAACCAAAAAGAAGGUCCCCGACAAUGACGAGCGUCUCAAGCAGAUCAAGCAGGGCCUUGUUGCCAUUGGCAAUCACAUCAACGGCGAAAUGCGUAACAAGGACGACAAGCAGUUUGAAGAUAAACUUUGGGGCUAUGUUUCUGAGCAUUAUUGGCCCCAAUCUAAGUCCGAUGAUAAACGCGUGCCAGGGGACAAAUUGAGAGACAUGUACAAAAAGAUUGCUGGCAAGGACUCGGCCAAGGAUCAGGCGAAGAACUUGCCUUCUGGUGCUUCUGGGGCUGGUCACCCAGCGAACGGGGCCACGUCUGACGUCAAGUCCGAGACCGCGGAGGCUGUGCCGGCGGAAUUGAACGCAAAGUCGGACCCAGCACGGGCGUGA